This is a messenger RNA of Paracoccidioides brasiliensis Pb18, 1812 nucleotides long. RefSeq lists its product as uncharacterized. The record is from RefSeq and is a predicted model, not a curated record. The transcript has 2 exons. Bases 1 to 1812 code for a protein of 603 amino acids.
AUGAGAUUUUCAUGGAAUACGGGCCUCGUAUUCGCAUUAGCUGUGACGGAAACGACGGGUUCAAGGAACUGGUCACCAAGGCUGUCUCAUCUACAAAAUGCACAUGCCUCAACUGCUUCCAAGCGACGAACUUCGAACGAUUCGACCGCCGCAUACUCCAAAUCUAAUCAACGACAUCACCAACUGCCUGCCGUGAACGGAAUCCCAUUGUCAAGGAACUCGUCGAGGUCUGGCUCCAUGCAGGGCGAUACGGGAUAUCUUCUACCUAAUCGAGUGGAUGCCUUGGGGAAACGGGAACCCGCCCUUAGUCGAACUGGCAGUGAAGCAGAUAGCCUCUUGGAUUUGUCUGGUCGAGAAUCAGCCAACCGCAGUGCUGUGAACGUGAUGGAAUCUGGGGAACAGAAGAGUCACAAGCUUUGGUUCGGGAACGAAGAAUUAGACAGUGCCAAUUGGAUCCAUCGGGACAAAUUGGCUAAAAUAGAAAGUGAGGAAUUGCAACAAUUUGGUAUUCAGUUCCAUCAACAACAGGUUCGUGCCGGGAGUAAAUCAAGCAGCAGACGAGGGCGGAGCCACGAUUCCCAUAACAAUACUGCAAAUGGAAUCGCGGAGCCUGGGGAACAAUGGCCUGGAACUCGAGAAGAAAAGCGCCAGCGUAUCACAUCACCCACACCUAUUGCAUAUGAGGAACAGGAAGGACGUAAUACCACCGAUAUGAUGGUAUUUGAUGACCCCCGUUUACCUGAAGAAAUUGCUGCAGAUCCGUACGAGGACGGAGGAAACACUUACCAUGUGUUUCGCCAAGUUUCUGGACUUAGGAAAAGCUCUUCUAGAAUACCUGUUCUUGCGACGAGUCCGCACCCUAUCCCACUUGAACAUCUUGAACGCGAAUUCCCCCUAAAUCGCACUCGAAAUAAUACGCUUGGGAGCGGAGAUGAUGAUAAUAUUGCAUAUGCAAAGACUCGCAAGUUUAGCGAUCCAAUACAGAUCGCAGCUGAUGAUAUUUCUGAACCCAAAACGCAUUCACAGCCGCAGUCACAGCCGCAUCCGCAAAAUCAAUCAACACCCUCAGCAGAAUCUACACCUCCUCCCGGGAGUCGACCGUCCAGCAACAGCAACACUCAACAACAGCCGAGUUCUCCCGUCAAGUCCAAAACAAGCACCAAACAGACAACCACCACUCGCAAAACAUCUGUCCCACCUAAUAAUCGCAAGACAUCGACAUCUAAAUCCAAAGCCACGGCUAGUAGCAGUAACAACAAUAGCUUUUCAUCCAGUCAGCGUCCAUCGACCAGAUCUGGUGAAAACCGUCCCCAGACUGCGGUGAACCGUCCAGAAGGGGAUCCUCCAUGGUUAGCAACCAUGUACAAACCGGAUCCACGUCUCCCGCCCGAUCAGCAGAUUCUUCCCACCCACGCGAAAAGACUCCAGCAAGAGCAGUGGGAGCGAGAAGGAAAGGUCCCUUCGAUGUAUGACAGAGAAUUUGCGCCAUUGCCCAUUAAUGAACUUGAUAAACCCACCCUACCCUCUCUGGCUCUCGAUGUCGAGAAAGCACAAGAAACAGCAACAACAGCAACAACAAACAACAACCAAACCCUAUGGCCACCAACGCCAAAAUCUCCAAAAUCCCCAGACCUCAACAAUCGGCCAGGCACGAGCGGGACAGAUCAUGGCGGUUACAAAACUAUACCAACCGUGCAGUCCUCUCUAUCUCCCAAGCCAUCGCAAGUGUCGAAACCUCACCCUCAACCUCUGCCUGCAGAUGAUAUGCCUCCUGUUAAGGAGAAGGGGUGUGGUUGUUGCAUUGUCAUGUAA